GCGAUUAAUCGCUUGACAGCACUAGAAUCUACAUAAAGUUUUCAGUUGAGUUCUCAACGGUUCACAGCCCUAAUUAACCUGCUUCCUACUUCUGUUCUAGUGUUCUAGUCCUGGUAUACAAGACAAAUUUUCAGCACUCGUCAUCUACCACAGCCUCACUGCAGUCUCAGCACAUUUGUCUUCAGCACUCCCCUAAAGUUCAGGCACACACACGUUUCACAGCCGGCCAGGUUCCUCGCGGGAGCCGCGUUUCACAAGUCUCUCUAAGGUCAGGCGUUCUGCGUCUGGGAUCCGUGCAACACUGCGGCGUCUCUCUCACUCGGGGAUAUGGCAGCAAAUGCUAAAUUAGGACACAGAAAGCCUUCAUUCCAAUAAAGCCUCGGUCUCCUGAGUCAACGGACAAAAAGAUCAGGGUUUGCUGGAGGAGGUGGUAAAUUAUUCAUGGCUUUAUACGAUUUGCUGGGAGCAAUUCUCUCCCUCUCUCUGUUGCACUCCUCUAGUCGUUCUCUCCCUCUUGCUUCUCUAGAAACUUUCCCUCCACCUGCCAGUCAAGACCUCCAGUUUCCCGUCAUAUGUUUGACAGGAUCUGAAUAUUGUAUCUGAAUGUUUGGACCAAUCAGAAGACCAGAUACGAAGACAUUCGUCCAGUUUCAUCUGUUCUGGGAUUUUCCACUGAGGAGACAUUAAGACAGGGGAAUGUGGAUGUGGGAGAGAACGUGUCUCUGUCUCCUGCACGAUUCACUGUGAACCAGCAGCCUCCAUCCUAAAGAGCAGAGAAGUAUUUACUGCCCGUAACCGGUAGGAUGGUAGCAGGGGAAGUGAGUGGGCACAGCUUCCUGGUGGCAUGCUGGCAGCCCAUUCUAAUCUUAAUGCUGGGCACAGUGCUGUCUGGCUCUGCCACGGGCUGCCCAUCACGCUGCGAGUGCAAUGCUCAGGAGCGUUCUGUCUUGUGCCACCGCAAGAAGCUGAUGUCCGUUCCAGAGGGAAUCCCAUCUGAAACACGACUCCUGGACCUCAGCAAGAAUCGAAUCAAAACCAUCAACCCAGAUGAGUUCUCCGCCUUCCCGCAGCUGGAAGAGCUGGAGCUCAGUGAAAACACCAUCUCGACCAUUGAGCCAGGGGCCUUUAACAACCUCUUUGGCCUGCAGACUCUGGGACUGCGCAGCAACAAGCUGAAGCUCAUCCAGCUGGGAGUGUUCACGGGCCUUAGUAACCUAACAAAGCUGGACAUCAGUGAAAAUAAAAUCGUAAUUCUGCUGGACUACAUGUUCCAGGACCUCUACAACUUGCACUCUCUGGAGGUUGGGGAUAAUGACCUUGUCUUCAUAUCCCACAGGGCGUUUCACGGCCUCAGCAGCCUGGAGCAGCUCACGCUCGAAAAGUGCAACCUGACCUCUGUCCCGACAGAGGCCUUCACGCACCUGCACAGCUUGGUCACGCUGCGUUUGCGAAACCUCAACAUCAACAGCAUCAGAGACUACAGCUUCAAGCGGCUCUACCGUCUCAAAGUGCUGGAGAUUGCCAACUGGCCCUACCUGGAUACCAUGACCACCAACUGCUUGUACGGAUUGAAUCUUACCUCCCUAACGAUCACUAACGUAAACCUGACAUCAAUUCCGUAUUUGGCCUUGCGGCACCUGGUUUAUCUUCGUUUCCUUAACAUGUCCUACAAUCCCAUCCAGAUGAUCGAAGGCAACCGGCUCCAUGACCUGCUCAGACUGCAAGAGUUCCACCUGGUGGGCGGUCGACUGACAAUGAUUGAACCCUAUUCCUUUAGAGGACUGAACUACCUGAAAGUCCUCAAUGUGUCCAGCAACUCCCUUAGCACCCUAGAGGAGUCAGUGUUCCAUUCGGUGGGGAACCUGGAGACCCUCGCAUUGUACGACAACCUGCUGGCUUGUGAUUGCCGUCUGCUUUGGGUUUUCCGACGCCGCUGGAGGCUCAACUUCAACCGCCAGCAGCCAACUUGCUCCUCACCCGAGUUCGUUCAGGGAAAAGAGUUCAAGGACUUCCCUGACGUGCUGCAACCCAAUUACUUCACGUGUCGCAAGUCUAGGAUUCGAGACCGGAAACCCCAGCAGAAGUUCGUUGAUGAAGGCACCACCGUCCACUUUGUCUGCCAAGCAGAUGGAGACCCGACACCCGUCAUCAUGUGGCUUUCCCCACAAAAACAGUUCAUCACCACGAAAACGAUAGGACGGCUCACUGUUUUCCCAGAUGGCACCUUGGAGGUGCGCUACGCUCAGAUUCAGGACAAUGGGACAUAUGUGUGCAUUGCUAGCAACGCCGGUGGAAAUGACACCACUUUGGCCCACCUACACAUCCACAGUUACUCGCCAGACUGGCCUAACCAACCCAACAAAACCUUGGCGUUUAUCUCCAACCAACCCAACGACAACGGAGCCAAUGGAACAAGAGCAACAGUCCCGUUCCCAUUUGAUAUAAAGACGCUAAUCAUCGCCACCACCAUGGGCUUCAUCUCCUUUUUGGGUGUGGUUCUGUUCUGCCUUGUUCUGCUCUUUCUUUGGAGCAGAGGCAAAGGCAACAGCAAACACAACAUUGAGAUAGAGUACGUCCCGCGCAAAUCGGACGCUGGGAUGAGCAGCAGCGGCGCUGAUGCCCCUCGGAAAUUUAACAUGAAAAUGAUAUAAUCCAGCCAAGGAGCUCAAAAGACCCUUUCAAAAACAGACUCGUAAAGACAAAAACAAGAGAUUCCCUGCCUGAACAACCUCUGGCUCUGACGAGCUCCCCAUAGAGGAGGGGUGUUUUUCCCCCUUUCUAAAGAUGGAUGUGCGGCACAGGUGUCGGUGCUUUUGUUCAAUAUUGAACAUGGGAGGGGGAAAAUGUCCUCAUGCGCACUCCUCUGUGAUGGCCGCUUAAACUCAGCCUACGGGGACCAAUAUCUUUGAGAGAGGAUUUUGUUUUAAAACACUUCAGUUCCUGUGGAUUUUUAUGGGCAAAAAAACAUAGAAAAAAAAGGAAAAACCGAACCUCCAAAAUGUUUUGUUUCGACCUCCAGAAGGCAAAGGCAGAGCAUCCUUCUCCCUGCUGUCCUGCUGCCCGCAUCCUUUUUGUUUGUUUGUUUGUUUAACCCAUUCUUUUCUUGUUUUCUACUUACAUGAAUAGUUUUAUGACAGAAUAACAGUAGAUAAAUCAGAGGUGAAAAGCACAUUUAACAAACCAAACA
This is a messenger RNA of Sinocyclocheilus rhinocerous, 3187 nucleotides long. It is a transcript of the gene lingo1a, whose product is annotated as leucine rich repeat and Ig domain containing 1a. The transcript has 4 exons. Bases 804 to 2651 code for a protein of 615 amino acids. Gene Ontology annotation, cellular component: plasma membrane. Gene Ontology annotation, molecular function: protein binding. NCBI's taxonomy places the organism in Eukaryota, Metazoa, Chordata, Actinopteri, Cypriniformes, Cyprinidae. The record is from RefSeq and is a predicted model, not a curated record.